CACAUGGAUAUCAACAGAAGAAGACUCUGUUUUCCAGUCCUGGCAUAUAAACAUGUUGCUGAAAGAGCAAAUUGAAUGUCUGCUAAAGGAAGAAGAGAUCAUCAAAGCUAAUAUUAGAGAUGUAGAAAAAGACAUAAGCAGCAUGGAGGCAGAGCUCAGCAGGAUAAAGCAGGCAGAAACCAUGAAAAUACAUUUAGAAGCAGAGCUCCAAACAGUCCAGAAAACUUUGAAGGAAGAGCAUGUACUGGAGUUGGAAAUGGACCUUUACCUAAGGAAGCUGGAGAAAGACAAUGAAGAUUUCAAUUUGAGAAUGCUUAUGCUCUCUGAGGAGAGUUCAGCUUUAAUGGCAUCAAGAAAAGCCAGCCAGAACAGCCAUAGGCAGCUGCAACUUCAGAUCAGGAAAUUGGAGAGAAAGCUACAGGAAUGUAUACUGGCUUCUACUGCUGAAGAUGAGGUUUGCACAAAGAUGCAACAUCAAGCUCAGGAGCUGGAGGAAUCCAUAAAAGAAUAUGACGCUGUAAUACAGGUUCUUCAGAAUAAAGAGAAGUCUCUUCAAGACCAGCUGUUUGCUGCUGAGGAGGAAAAGGCUCGAAAUCUCACUUUACCAGGUAACAUCCUGAACAUCAACCCUAAGAGCCUGUUGUUUGAAAUAGCCAGUGCUGAACUGGAUGAAUCUCAAGUGGAUUUUUGUUCUUUUGUGGCGGCUAGCUGGCAUACUCCUGGCCACUGUCCUGGCCAUUACAUUAGUCACCUUCCUUGUCAUCUGCACCUGCCUCUCAAGUCAGACAGUGACAGAGGCCUACCAGCGAACAUCACGGCACUUUUGGGCCUAUUACUUCUGGUCUUACAUGAAGCUGCACAACCCCGGCUUGUUGCCUCUGUGAUCCCUGUGUGCAGAAGCUGUCGACCAAUUCAAGCAUGCCCACAGAAAAGCCUUGUCAGUCUACAACAUUGUGGAGCUUGAAAUGAUGGUUUCCCUCCUAAGAAUGAACUGGAAACUAUCGAUCCACUCUUCAGCUCUAGACAAGCCUUAGUUUAGGCAGAAACGCCCAUGUUGCCACUUCUACUGCACACUGUGGUAGGCCAAGGUGUUUCUGGGUGCUUAGAUAAUUAUCUGUAAUCACAGCAGUACAUUUUUGUAAAUGAAAUACACUUUGCCUUGCUUCCA
Messenger RNA from Gavialis gangeticus (Gharial), 1168 nucleotides. RefSeq lists its product as uncharacterized. The transcript is spliced from 10 exons. Bases 53 to 964 code for a protein of 303 amino acids. Lineage: Eukaryota; Metazoa; Chordata; Crocodylia; Gavialidae. The record is from RefSeq and is a predicted model, not a curated record.